GGUGGCGCGGGCGGGCCGAAGGCGGGUCGCAGGGCCGCGUGCGGGAGACAUGUCCGGGGGCAGCAGCUGCAGCCAGACCCCGAGCCGGGCCAUCCCCGCCACCCGCCGGGUGGUCCUCGGCGAUGGCGUGCAGCUGCCGCCCGGGGACUACAGCACCACCCCCGGCGGCACGCUCUUCAGCACCACCCCGGGAGGAACCAGGAUCAUCUAUGACCGCAAAUUCCUGAUGGAGUGUCGGAACUCACCUGUGGCCAAAACGCCCCCGAGGGACCUGCCAACCAUUCCUGGGGUCACCAGUCCUACCAGUGAUGAGCCGCCCGUGGAAGCCAGCCAAACCCACCUGCCCAGCAGCCCAGAAGAAAAGCGGGUGACCGGAGAAGAGUCACAGUUUGAGAUGGACAUUUAAGGGACCAGCCGUCGAAUGGAGCGGUGCUUCUGAGCCCCUCAGGCCCUUCUCAGGAGGAGAGUUCCGUUGUGGGGUCGGCCACCCAGCCUUGCCCUCUCACUCAGGGCACCCGCUCCCCUUCCUCUUUGUGAACACCAGCACAUACCUCCUUUUGCCUCCGUUGGUGCAGGAGCUGCUACCCCAAAGGGGUAGCCUACACCCUGCAACCACCUGCCAGGAAUUAGACACAGAGGAGCUCUUCUGAAUGAUCAUCUGGCUCUUCCAGUCCCAUCCUCUGGGUGUACCCCUUCUUAAGUUGGGGCACCUGGGAAAGUUCCCAUCUACUUCUUUCCCUGAGAUAGGAAAUAAAUUCCCCCUUUACUACUGGGCCAAGUGACUUGGCCCUGUCUGAGCUCUUUGCAACUCCACGUGAUAACACCAGUUGCCUACUGUAUGUUCAGUGCUUGUAACGUACUUUACAUUCAUUUCACUUGGGUCUCACACUGAUCCUCAUUUGCAGCUGAGAAGACUGGCUCAGGAGAAACCACAACACUUGGGACUUGAGCUCUGUUACUCUCCAUCUUACUUUUCAGUGGCAAGUUCUACCUCUCUGUCAGGUGAUACUGCUUCCAGCUCAUUGCAAAUGAGAGAAAGGGAGAAGCUAGUCAUGGCCGGUGGGAGUCUUUUUGGUCUACACAUACCUGAUCUUCACUGAGUGAUUCCUUUGUGUGAGCUCUUGUGUAGUGCCAAGAUGAGGCAAGCUUUCUGCCUUAAGGAUUUCACUGAAAUGUAAGAUUUAUUUUCCCAUCUUUUUAAAUAAAAAUUUAAAAAAAAAUUU
This is a messenger RNA of Perognathus longimembris pacificus (Pacific pocket mouse), 1223 nucleotides long. RefSeq names its product eukaryotic translation initiation factor 4E-binding protein 1. Lineage: Eukaryota; Metazoa; Chordata; Mammalia; Rodentia; Heteromyidae. Gene Ontology annotation, biological process: negative regulation of translational initiation. Bases 50 to 406 code for a protein of 118 amino acids. Gene Ontology annotation, cellular component: cytoplasm. Gene Ontology annotation, molecular function: eukaryotic initiation factor 4E binding. The transcript has a single exon. The record is from RefSeq and is a predicted model, not a curated record.